AUGAAUCACUUGGGUUCUACAAACUCCACUUUGAACGUUACCACUUUGAGAGAAUUAGCGAGAAAGGAGUUGACAAGUGUUCUUGACUCAGUGCGGGGAAAAAAAUGUUUGGUGUUAGAUCCAAAUAUAAGUUCACCUUUAAGUUUAAUCGCUGAAUUUUCUUUACUAAGGGAUCAUGGUGUCGAAAAAGUACAUUAUCUUCAACAAGGUCCAAUAGAAACUGAGUUACGAAGUUUAAUUUAUAUUUGUCGGCCUCAAUUGCAAUAUAUGAAAUAUAUCGCAGAACAUAUUCAACAUCAUCAAGAGGAAAUUUCGGAUAAUCCUAAUGCUCAAAAAUACGAAUACAAUCUCUUUUUUGUUCCUCGACGAACUAUGAUUUGUCAAAAGGUUUUAGAAGAGGCUGGAUAUCAUCUUGACUUUAUUCCUUUCGAAGAUGAUCUCUUGUCUUUAGAAUUGGAUUACACUUUUAAAGAACUUUAUCUGGAUGGAGAUUAUACAUCAAUUUAUUAUGCUGCAAGAGCGCUUAUGAAGUUACAAACUUUAUUUGGAUUAUUUCCAAGAGUACUUGGAAAAGGUGAUUGUGCAAAGCACCUUGCCGAUAUGCUGCUUCGUAUGCGCCGUGAAGUGGCCGUAGAUGAUCCAUCUUCUACGUUGGUAGUAUCUCAAAAUAUAGAUUCUCUCAUAAUCAUCGAUCGAUCAGUUGAUCUUAUUACACCUCUCUGUACACAAUUAACAUAUGAAGGGUUAAUAGAUGAAGUAUUUAGUAUUCGUGCAUCACACGUGGAAGUAGAUUCAUCAAUUGUAGGACCUGCUCCGCAAAAAUCGACAAAAAAGAAAAUUGCUCUUAAUUCAGGAGAUAAAUUAUUUGCUCAAUUAAGAGAUAUGAAUUUUGCAGUAGUGGGAAGUGUUCUUAACAGAGUUGCCAAAAGAAUUAAUGAUGAUUAUGAGGGAAGACAUCAAGCUAAAACAGUUGCCCAAAUUCGAGAAUUUAUUAAUAAAUUAGGAGGGUUACAAUCGGAGCAUCAAUCUCUAAGAACUCAUACUGGCAUUGCUGAAGAGAUAAUGGGAGUUACUGUUACACCAGAAUUUAAUAAAUCUCUAGAGGUGCAACAAAUUGCAGGUGUCGAUGUAAAUACACAAAAUGAUUGUAUAGAAGAAAUGAUCAAUCGACAGGUUCCAUUAAUACAAGUUUUACGAUUGUUGUCUCUCCAGAGUCUUGUGAAUGGUGGAUUAAAACAAAAGAAUUUCGAAUUUUUCAAAAAAGAAAUAUUACAGACCUAUGGCUUUGAACAUCUCCAAACGUUAUUGAACCUUGAAAAAUUAAAUAUGUUUGUAAAACAAGUUUCGACUCGUAACCCAUACGCUUAUAUUCGUAAAUCACUUCGAUUGAUUGUUGAUGAAGUGGAAGAAAACAAUCCCCAUGAUAUUUCAUAUGUUUAUUCAGGUUAUGCACCUCUGAGUGUACGUUUGUUACAAUGUGUAGUUACUAAAGGUGAUAAUGGGAUUAAGAAUAAUGGAUGGAAAGGAUAUGAGGAUGUAUUGAGAAUGUUACCAGGUAAAACAUUUGAUGAAGUUCAAAGGAAAGAAGAUAGUGUUAUUCGUCCCAAAAGAUUAAUACAAGGACAACAACCACGUGUGACACUUAUAUUUUUCUUAGGUGGAUGCACUUAUACCGAAAUUUCAGCAAUACGCUUUUUGGCACAGCAAGAUGAUGGUCAGCGUGAAUUUGUUAUAGCUACUACACAAAUUAUCAAUGGAAAUUCUUUAUUAAAUUCAAUCAUGCAGAAAAAUGAACAUCCAGGAGUAACGGCUGGCACGUUGUAA
This is a messenger RNA of Diversispora eburnea, 1824 nucleotides long. The record is from the annotation of a GenBank genome assembly. Lineage: Eukaryota; Fungi; Glomeromycota; Glomeromycetes; Diversisporales; Diversisporaceae.